CGGCUCCGCUCCGCUCCGCUUUGCUGCUCCGCUCCGUUUGGACGGCUGAUGCGAUGCCCGGUCUGGAGCGCCUCCAGGGAUCGCCUGCCUCCCCGUAGAAUGUGAAUGAAGCGGCGCAGCACGACUGACGAGCAGGCUCGGGAAGACCAGCGCAGGCCUCGUGCGCCCCUCUCUCUCUCUCUCUCUCUCUCCUCGUCGCUUCUUCCGCGCGCGGCUCCUUCGGCUCUCCUCGGUCCUCCUUCUUCUCCUCCUCCUCCUCCUCCUCCCUCCUUCCUUCCAUCCUCGGCGGCCGGCCUGCUCUCCCCUCCCCUUCCCGUCAGGUUGCUUUGAUUCUCCCGUUCAUCACGAGCUGCUGCAAGGACCACUAGACCUCCAUGUAUGACAAUUUGUACCUGCAUGGAUUCGAAGACUCGGAGGCGGGUUCAGCAGAUUCCUACACCAGCAGGCCUUCUGACUCGGAUGUCUCCCUGGAGGAGGACAGGGAGGGAGGCCGGCAGGAGAGAGAACAACAGGCCGCCCUGCAGCUCGAGCGGGCCAAGUCCAAAGCUGUAGCCUUUGCAGUGAAGACCAACGUCAGCUACUGCGGAGCCCUAGACGAGGAUGUGCCGGUAGCUGGCACGGCCAUUUCCUUUGACGCCAAGGACUUUCUACACAUUAAAGAGAAAUACAACAAUGACUGGUGGAUUGGGCGGCUAGUCAAGGAGGGCUGCGAGAUCGGCUUCAUCCCAAGCCCACUGAAGCUUGAGAACAUCCGAAUUCAGCAGGAACAAAAAAGAGGACGAUUCCAUGGAAAAUCCAGUGGGAAUUCCUCCUCCAGCCUUGGUGAAAUGGUGUCCGGCACCUUCAGAGCGACGCCACCCUCGGCAGCAAAGCAGAAGCAGAAGGUGACAGAGCACAUUCCUCCCUAUGAUGUGGUCCCUUCCAUGCGGCCUGUGGUUUUGGUUGGCCCUUCAUUAAAGGGGUAUGAGGUCACAGACAUGAUGCAGAAAGCUCUCUUUGACUUCCUGAAGCACCGAUUUGAUGGAAGGAUCUCCAUCACUAGAGUGACUGCAGACAUCUCUCUCGCCAAGAGGUCAGUCCUGAACAACCCCAGCAAGAGGGCCAUCAUUGAGCGCUCCAACACCCGCUCUAGUUUAGCUGAGGUGCAGAGUGAAAUUGAAAGAAUCUUUGAGCUGGCCCGAUCUCUGCAGUUAGUAGUUUUGGAUGCAGACACAAUCAACCAUCCAACACAGCUGAUAAAGACGUCUUUAGCACCAAUCAUUGUACACGUGAAAGUAUCUUCUCCAAAGGUUUUGCAGCGGUUAAUAAAAUCCAGGGGGAAAUCCCAAAGUAAGCAUCUGAAUGUCCAGCUGGUAGCUGCAGACAAGCUUGCACAGUGUCCACCGGAAAUGUUUGACAUCAUUUUAGAUGAGAACCAGCUGGAAGAUGCCUGUGAACAUUUGGCUGAGUACUUGGAAGCCUACUGGCGGGCCACACAUGCACCUAAUAGCACUCCCAUGAAUCCACUACUAGGCCGUAAUCUUGGCUCUACCGCACUUUCGCCGUACCCCACGGCUAUAUCGGGAUUACAGGGCCAAAGAAUGAGGCACAGUAACCACUCGGCAGAGCACUCUCCUAUUGAACGCAGGAGCCUGAUGACUUCUGAUGAGAACUACCACAGUGAACGAGCACGCAAGAGCAGGAAUCGGCUGUCUUCUGGAUCCCAGCACAGCCGAGACCACUACCCGCUGGUGGAAGAAGAAUACUCCGACUCCUAUCAGGACACGUAUAAACCACAUCGCAACCGUGGCUCUCCAGGCAGCUACAGUCAUGACUCGAGGCACAGGCUUUGAGUUUACUGGGAACCCGCUAGGCCUCUCCUCUCCUCUCACAGCCCAGUUCUGAAGAGCUAAGACACUCCGGUUCAGUCUCAUGAGUUUUCCACACGUGAUACCUCAUUUCCCUUUGGCACUGGUUCUCUGAUCUUGUCUAGAUUGGUGUGUAAACGGUGCAGUACACUUUGGAUGCUGACUUUUAACAUUGUCUGUUCUAGCGUGAGAGGAUGUAGGCUAACUUCUUGAAUGCUGAGCGUGUCUCGGCAAAUAUAGACACAGGGAAUUUGUUUUUUUUUUUUGUUUUUUUUUUGGCCAAGUUUCUGUAUGUUUUCAAUUUUUUUUUCCGAGAUACAAUAUCACUGCAUCGUAAAUUGCUUUCAUUUUUGGUUUUAUUUUUGCAGCUCCGGUGGAAUGUGACCAGAAUUCUUAAAUAAGAAAAAAUUCUGAACCAGUGCCAGUGAAAAAAAUUGGAUAAAUGUUUGUGUAAAGUUUGAUUCCCACGUUUUUCUGGGUGUGACUGGAAUAUGGGGUAUGGCAUAUUUGUGACAAUGUUCGUUUUUUUCUUAAUUUUUGUAGCACUGUACGCAGUCCAUAAAUGGAAAGAAACAACAUUUUCCCUGAUAUCUGCAGCAGAACAGAAAGCUGGUCGUGAGUGCACCAUUCUCCCUCUUCUCAUUUGCUCUUGCACCAAUUUGUGCCGUCUGGCUCAUCACGAUAGCAGUGGUUUGUAAAAAGAUCCGCCAAUUCUGUGGAACACGGUGUGGGGGAAUCCUUGGUGAUCCAAACAAGCACUGAUGUUCAGCGGCGCUGUGCAGUUACUGUCUGGUACUCUGGGACGAUGUCUGGCGCUCAGCAUGUUGUGCAGCCUUGUCACAAAGGAGAGGGGGAAAGUGAUUGGCUGCAAGCAGCAGUGUCAUUUACUGUUCAUUCUCUAGUGAUUACGGUGUGCUACUGCUGCCAUCAUGUUGAUGUUGACCACCUGACGUGUGUAAAGUGCAGGCUAUUCCUGGAGAUAUGACGCUCUUUUAUGGUUCACCUUGCAUCUCAGACUUAAAUAUUCAGAUUCACUUUAAUGAGGCUAAACAGUGCAGGCGAGUGGCCUGCCCUCAGACAGAAGAUGAAGCCACGGGGGGCUCGUGUGAUGCUCUGAGUGCCUGAGUGUGAUUUUGGGUGGCAUGGUGUCUUGUUCAGGACGUGAUUGAUUACUGCCAGCAUUGCUCCUUGCACCCUGGGUGAGUAACAGGCAUGUCCGAUAUGGACGAGUGUAGAAGAGCCAGGUGGGCUCCUCAAGUGUCACCCGUGCUUACUUGCACACUUUGAGUUGCUCGACAUCACUGCAUACGUGCAACACUGGGUGCCUUAAUGUAGUAAUCUGCUAUAGGCUGCGGCCUCCAUAUUUUGACAUCAGUCUUUUCUAUCUCUCCUGUAAUGUAGGGGGUGAACAGCACUGACGAGUUAGCCACUUGGCACACUCACACAUGGCACCAACAAGUAAAGGAGAUCCACACAAUAUAUCCAAGCUGGUAAUGUUGUGUUAAAAAUGUCACAAAUUCUGCAGAGCUACUGAAGACCUGAAGAAAAGCAUUUUUGUGUGCUACCCUGCUGUACAGAGAGGGUGUGGAGUUUGAAUGUGCUUUUUGACCACAAUUGUGGAAAACAAAUUUAGCUGAUGCAUUUGGCAUAAAAGGUCACUUCUGGCAAAUUGAACCGACUGUGCUCAUGUUACCCACUAGAGGGCACUUGCUUUAACUCUGCAGUUUGUUUUUGUUUUUAUUUUCUCGCCAUCUUUUAUUUUAGUGCCUCUUUAUCAAAGCCUUGUUGAAAAGUCUUCCAUGUCGAGUGUGCAACAAGACAUCAGCUGGCUCGGUCUUAGUCGGUCACUUUCCAGCCAGACUGCAGUAACUGUGAUAAGCAUACAAGCAAUUUGGAUCAUUUGGAACGUUCAGCUUACUUUAGAGAUGUCAAGAAUGCCUGUAUAGACGUUACUCUCAGACGGUACUAUCUGGUUAUCCGAGGGCAGGGAAAAAACAAAUGGGAAAAGCAGAGGAAAGUGAAGAAUGUGUGCAGGAAAACUGGCCUUGCCAACAGCCGUCUCAUCACGUAAAUAGCCUUAGAUGUGUCAAAGCGCCUUAGAUGUGCUCGGGCCUACUUUGCCAUUGAGGAAUUUGUUUUCAUGGUAACACAACUUCACUUUUCCAUGUAAAAGAUGGAGAAAGAAGGAGUCAUUUACACAAUAUAUAACCUUUUGAAGUCUCAGAUUUGUUAUCCUCAUCGCUGUCUUUUGAGUCAUUCGCCCCGUAGAGCUCCCAGACAUUCAGAAGGCCCACAAAAACCAUCAGGGCUUUAGCAGGCUAUUCGUUAUGGGAGACGAGCGUACUGUAAAAGGAAGAGCCACUCGUGGCAAACCCACUGAAUCAUUCCAUAGCCUGACUCGCGGUGGGCUUUGUUUGACUCCUUAAACCCUUGUGUUGUGGGGAAAAAAAAAAAAAAAGCGCAGUUGAUUUAGUGGUCCGGUGUGGUAGCCCGUGGCAUUACUGAGUGUGAACGUCAGGCAACUCCUUGUCAAUCAUAGAAACCGAAUGCACUUUACAGUUUGUGUCGUUUAUGCAUUAUAACAUUAAAUUGAACAGUCCGCUUUCCUUUAGUUGUUCAUUUUUCUGACAAUCGGUAUGUUGCCCUUUUUGUUACUCUGAGAUAUUAAAGUAUGAAUGUGUGUGUGUGUGUGUGUGUCCGCAUGUUCAGAUAACCCAGCAAUUGAAGAAGGAAAGCUUUGUGGAUACGGAUGUGGCUGUGCAGGGUUUACAGAGUUGUACUUUAAUUAGUGAGUUGUUGUCCCCCCACCAUGGACGUGAUGGCCAGGAAGACGGUGGUCUGAAAGAGGAUGGAUGGGUGUAGGCUGUGUGUGUUAAUCUAUACAGAAGAGAAUAUUGAUAUCGUAAAGGUGAUCAAAUGUAAUAGAUAAACACACACACACAUAUAUAUAUACAGAUGUUAAAAGAUUUCAAAUAAUGAACUGGACUUAAAAUACUCUUCCUAUUCUCGCUGUUCACUUCACCACAUUAUUCCUUCCUCUUUUUGCUGUGUGCAUGGUGUGUGUGCCAUCCAUGGCGUUUGCGAGUAGCAUUAACAGUCGGUUUACAGGAGAGUCUGACUUUGUGGUGUCAUCAAGUCCAAGCCAUCAGAACGUGCAGCCCCCCGGUGCACAGGGAGAGCACAAGCUGCUAAUCCCGGAUUUGCCUUUAAAGCCACGAGGCUGUUGGCACUCCUGGCACAGCUUGUGGUUGGAUUGUGUGUGGCGCAGGUGUAAUAUACGGUUUAGUGUAACUUCUUUUGAGUCGGCCUUCUCAACACGCUAAUGCCGUGCUGCCAAUGACGUGUCGAUCUGAUGCCUUACAUUGAUGAUGAUAUGUGCUUACUGCCAUACUUUGGUUGCCCGAUUUGUACUUUUCUCCACAGACGUGUUGCUUUAUUGCUUUAUUGUAAGCGCUCCUGCUCGCCCCCAAAGUCCAUUCAGAACUCCCAAGACUCCUAACUCGUAAAGGAACGACUAAAAUAGCAAGCACAUUGGAAAACUAGGAUUGCACAUUUGUGAUAGCACAAAGUUAGAUUAGACGUUGCCAUGCCCUUGUCCUGUCGGCGCCCUCUUAACUGGUUUAGCAGACUGCAUAGUAGAAGUCAAGCGCCAUCUUUUCAGGUUAGUACCUCAGUGUUAGCUUUUCAGAUACGACAUUACUCCGCAUGAUGUUUAAGAUACUCGCACCGACUGUGUAGUCGCUUUCAUAUCUCGACACCUUUCUGAAUCCCGAAUUGUGCAAUGCGCUUGAGGGGCCGCGUAGGGUCUCUGUAAGGACCCGCCCCACUCCUCCGUGUGAGAGCUGUUGUAUUCACGUUGUGAGCAUUUAUUUUUCUAGAUGGAUAUUAUUGUUAUUAUGAAUCUGUUGACUAUUAAUCUUCAUCAACCAAUUGAAGUGGUUGUUUAACUUUAAGUUGUCAUUAACCGUGUGUUAAUGCUGUAUAUGAGAUUUACACUACUUUGAGUAGUUGACUAUUGCCAGUGUAGAAUUCUUUAUCUGGUGCUACGUUAUUAUUCCAACAUGCCUAGCUAUGGUUGACAUAAAGAUGAGAUUAAAAAUAAAUCUAUUUAACUUUUAAAGUUUGAGAUUUUAUUUUUGCUUAUUUAUCGUGUAAUAUUUAUGAACUUGCAGAUAUUCACUUUAGAGCCUCCAAGCACAUGGUAACUGGAAUUCGUUCUGCUGACCGUGCUUGCAGUAUCAGCCAGCAUUUGCUUCUGAUUAAAAACACAUUUACGAUCAGAAGUGGUUCUCCUUAAGCCCCCUCAUUGUCCUUGGUGACCUGGGUAGGCCGGAUACGUACAAUAUGUCCGAGAACGCGGCAGAGCCUCGCAGAGAGUUAAGAAUAGCCAUCCUUGGUGGAGUACAAGAAGCACCAGGACACGGUGGCAGAGGGGCAAAGUGAACAAAGCGUGGACAGGGCUGAAAAAGGGGAGCCGAGACGAGUAGAGCCGCCGCCGGCGUGUGUGUUGCUACAAUGGGCUUCCUGUGCAAGUACUGUGACGGUGUACUGGUGGUCUGCAAUUCCCCACCCAAGAAACUGAAUAUUAAAGAGCGGACACCUAGUGGAUACAAAGGGGAAGUGACGUGGAGUCUGAGGUCUCUGCUGGCGUUCCGAAGAGCUCUUGGGACAGGUGAGCUGAUCUGUCAGCCCUUCUGGCUCCUGUCCCGUUACCUCAGUUGCAAAGCAAGUACACCGUAGCUGCAAAUCAUUAGGCGUGCGGCUCCGUUUGGUUCAAGCUGGUCCUCGAUUCUGGACAUCACUCGCUCCUUCCAGCUGAGCACGUGUGACAUGCGGCUUUGGCUCUUCACAGUCCAUAAUGAAGGCCAUCUGUUUGUACCACUCAUGGCCUGACUGGCGCCGUAGUUCAGUUUUGAUUUUCUUGUAAUCUUUGUUAAUGGCAGGAUCAGUGAAAUGUGGGUGCGGACUAAUGGGGUGUGAGACUCCACAAUGAGGUGGAAGUGCUCUGUCACUGUCAUUUGGAUUGUCAUGCUACUUGAACAUGAAGGUACGAACGCUUGGUGGCACAGCCUUGUUGGGGUCCUAUAGUUGGUCUGUCAUCACUGGAAAGCAUUUGGUCCUCUGUGAAAUUUGUGCUUUGGGUGAAAACCGUUCAUCCACCUUCGCAGUCCAUCACGAGGUGAACACACACGCGCACACACACACACAUCGACCUGCAUAUCUUUGGACUGGGGGAGGACACAAACCGUGGUCACCUGCCACCGCCCAGAAUCGUUCAUCGUAUCCCAAACUCAAACUACUGCCGUAGACUUCACAACACACACUGGAGACACGAGGUCCCCCCGGCCGUCCGCUCGAUGGCGUGACACACCCACGUGGCCCCCCCGGAUGUGACGUCCCUCGGCUUCCUCCUUGGAAUUGUGCGACCCCCUGCUGACAUUCGGGAAGGAGAGGUCUUGCUUUAGUGCCACCCGUGUAGCUUUGCUUUGUCACUUUGUCUUUUUGUUUUUUUUUUUUUAUAGCUGCUUUAUUGCAGUUGAUUUUAUUUUGUCAUUUGUGUUGAAUUAAUUUAUUUUUACAAAAGAGCCUUGACGAGGGCAUAUUUGGUGGAUAUUGCAUGUGUUGUCAUGGUAAUGUAAUCUUUUUCCGUUUUAGUUUCUUUUCCAACCAGUGACACUGGGACUUUUUAAAUGCAUUUUUUAAAAAGAGAUCAAAUUUAAAGAGGUAACAGUAUGUAUAUUUCAGUCUAAUAAUGGGGACCCCCUUCAUUUUUGCGGACGUUAGGAUGACAUAGAGUUAUUUUUGCGGUCACUGAAGAAGUUAUUUUUUUUUUAUGGAUGCUUCUCCCAGCCAGGAGUGAGCUAAAUUACAGGUGAACUCGACCAUUCUCUUGUUUUCCCUUUUCCGGUAUGAACCAGUUUUGGGCGUCACAGUUUGCACCAAUCGGCCGAUGGCUCCGCCUUCAAAGCGAGUUUUUCGUUUCUCCUUUUCAAGUCCGAGCCCCAACUUUAUCUGCUCCUUAAAUUACACACACUGACAAAAUCUGUGCAGAACGCGACAAAAGGCAUGCUGGGUAAAAUCCAAUCAUUUACUAUGCAAAUGUGUCAAGUGCUGCAUGCUGAUGCUUUAACUCUCCACAUACUGUUUAGCGGCUUUAUCCGAGUUCAACUGAAAUUGUGCUGUUAUUUUUGUGGAAGAAGACAUUUAAAAAAGGGAAAUGCAAAUUGCAUGCAUGAUACAACACUUUGGUUUAUGAAAUUCAAAACAAAAAAAAAAAGAAAUGUUUUAUGGGAAUUAGAUGUGUAAAAAAUAUUUAGCUGCAUUUAAAAGUUUUUUUUUUUCUAAAAUAAAUGGAAACUAAAACUUU
Erpetoichthys calabaricus (reedfish) is the source of this 8214-nucleotide messenger RNA. RefSeq names its product calcium channel, voltage-dependent, beta 4a subunit (gene cacnb4a). Gene Ontology annotation, molecular function: protein binding; high voltage-gated calcium channel activity. Bases 375 to 1832 code for a protein of 485 amino acids. The record is from RefSeq and is a predicted model, not a curated record. Gene Ontology annotation, biological process: neuromuscular junction development; regulation of voltage-gated calcium channel activity; calcium ion transmembrane transport. NCBI's taxonomy places the organism in Eukaryota, Metazoa, Chordata, Cladistia, Polypteriformes, Polypteridae. Gene Ontology annotation, cellular component: voltage-gated calcium channel complex. The transcript is spliced from 13 exons.